UCUCCAGGCUGUCCUCGUUUUUUAUCCAGUUCACUCCCAGUGAACCAAACUAAACAGAAGUAAUGCAUAAAUGGUCUCCUAGCAGAGAAACUUGGAAGGAAAGCUCUCUGAAAUAAGAUUUUUCCAGCUGUCAUGGAAAACCGACACAAGCGAGUGAAUCCAGAGCAAGAUGCUUUGGUGCACAUUGUGGCUUGCAGAGACAAACCCUUUCUGGAAGAAAGGUUCAUAGACUCCUUUAAAGGAAAAGGUGUCUUUACAAACAAAACCAUUAAAGCAUCUGCCUUUGUUGUCGAGUAUCGUGGGAAGAUCUUUCCUCGCAAAGACGGGAGGCCUAAGGAGAGAAGCGGUGAUACUUUGAAUGGUUUCUUAUAUGAGUUUACAUGGAAUGGAGAACAGUGGUGCGUUGAUGCUUCCAAAGAGGACAAGACCCUUGGAAGGCUUGUGAAUGAUGAUCACAUAAGUCCAAACUGUGAAAUGAAGAAGAUUGUUUAUGAGGGGAAGCCACACUUGUGCCUCUUUGCAGUGGGAGAAAUACCUCAAGGCAAAGAGAUAACUUACAACUACGGCAGCUCCUAUUACUCGUGGCGUCCCAAGGAGUCAUGUGAUGGACCAACUACUUCAGACAAAAAAAUGUAUCCAAUUUCAUCAACACCCAAGAAAAGAAGAUUUGAAGACUCGGAUGAUGACAGCGAACUACCCGGUCCAAGUCAUGACAGUGACCGCUCUGCUGAUCUUGGAAGGUCAUCCAGGGACAGUUCGCCACAUUCUGAGUUAGAUUCUCAAGAGACAACGAAAAACUUCAGGAGAGUGUCAUCAAUUCAGGAGGAUGACACUUCGAGUUCUGAUGAUCAUGACUCGGACAAAGACAAGAGAUACAAAGAAGACAGAUACAAAGGAGACAGAUACAAAGGAGACAGAUCCACUAAGGCUGGACUAAAAGGCGGAGGAACAUCUUUCACAAAGAAAAAUUACUGUUAUGUUUGCGGGAAAGGUUAUCACAAAAUUGCUCGGCAUCUUUCAAGGCACAUCGAUGAAGACCCUGAAAUCGCUGAAAUCUUUGCUUUACCCAAAAACUCAGCAGAACGUAAAAGUCUGCUGGCCAAAUUACGAAAAAGAGGAAACUACAAACAUAAUCAAGAGGUUCUGAGGAGUAACACAGGAGCGCUAAAAGUGGGAAGACGAUCAUCCCGCUAUGUAAUGACUGCUGAAAAUUUUGUGCACUGCAUUUAUUGUAAAGUAAUGCUUCAUAGCAAAGACCUAUAUAGGCAUGUAGCAAAGUGUGCUAAACAAACAAUAAAUGCUGCAACACAUGGCGAGACGAGCAUCUUGGGGGACGUCACCGAGUCGGAGUUCUCUGAAAAGUUUCCGUCUGAAGUUUGGGAGAUACUUUCAGUGAUGAAACAAGAUGAAAUUGUAUUUUUAAUUCAACACGACUACCUUUUCAUGAAGAUGACCCAGAGUCUUAUUGAGAACACUGAAAAUACUCCGACAAACCAAGAGCGCGUCAGACAGAAGCUGAGAAAAAUAGGAAGGCUCUUAAUAGAGCUCCAUGAUAAGGGAAUAGUGAGUUUUGAAGCAGCACUUAAACCCAGAAGCUUCUACAAAGUUGCCGCUGCUGUCAGAAACCUCGCUGGUUUUGAUGAAAAAAAGCAGAAGUACAGCAAACCGAACCUUGCCUUGUUUUUUGGAAAUGCUCUGAAAAAACUGGGAGAACUUGUUGUCACACAGAGCGACAGCAGUAAGGAGGCCGUGAGAGAUGCUAACACAUUCAUGACGCUGUGUGCGAAGGAGUGGAAGGAAAUUGUCCCUCACAACGAUGCACCUUCAUCAAGUGAACAGAAAGUACACAGCCCCUCUACGAUACCGUUCACACGUGACAUACAGGCGUUCUACACACACCUGGAAAAGACUUCUGCUUCUGCCAUUGAGUGCUUUAAGAAGUAUGAAACCCCUCAGAUGUACAAUGCACUUUGCAGAGUCAUACUUGCACAGGUGUCAGUCUUAAACAAAUGUGCACCCGAGGUUUCAAAAAUUACCCUUAAGUCAUUCCAGGAGCGGGACGAGACUACCCAGGUGUUGUCCAAGCACUUUAUCAGGAUUAAUAUUGCAGGCAAGACUGGGCAGAACGUUGCUGUUUUGUUGACGUCUCAGCUCGUCAGCGCGUUAACGCUGCUUGUGAGCAAGAGACCAGCGUGCGGCGUACACAGAGACAAUCCUUUCUUGUUUGCAAAGCCAGACGGUUCAUCUACAAGCCUCUACCACGGAGGCCACUGCGUUCGGGUCUACACAAAAAUGUGCUCUGCAGAGAACCCAGAGCACCUCACGUCCGUACAUUUUCACAAGCACAUUGCAAGAAUUUUCCAGAUUCUUAACUUGGAGAAUGACGAGCUACCUCACCUUGCUAAACUGCUGGGUCAUGACAUCCGGAUGGACAGGGAUUAUUAUCGGCUGCCCGAAGCGGCUGUUGAACUCGCAAAAAUAGCUAAACUGCUUCUGGCAAUGGAAAAAGGCUCUCUUGAAAGAUUCAAAGGAAACUCUCUGGAUGAGGUUGAGAUUGAAGAUGAAUUGGAGCCAGAUACGGAGCAGGGCAGCUCUGUGGUGGACUGUGAAGAGUCAGAUUUUCUACUUCAGCAGAGCGAUGAUGUGGAUCAGCAAGGCGGACAGCUAACUCCUGAGCAGGAUGCCCUGCAGCAUAUAAAGGCAUGCAAGGACAAAUCCUUCCUGAAGGAAAUGUUUAUUAAUCCCACUAAAGGGAGAGGUGUGUUCACCAAUAAAGCCAUUGAGCCAUCCACCUUUGUUGUUGAGUAUCGGGGGAACGUCUCAACCUGUGGAGAAACCCGUACAGAGAAAUGUGUAGACACCCUAAACAAUUUCUCGUUUGAGUUUUCCUGGAACGGAACAAACUGGUGUAUUGAUGCUUCUGCAGAGGAUGGGACUCUCGGACGACUCGUGAAUGAUGAUCACAUAAGCCCCAACUGCAAAAUAAAGAAAAUCGCUCAUGAGGGGAAGCCACAUCUGUGCCUGUUUGCUCUGAAGAAAAUAUCUCCAGGCGAGGAGAUAACUUACAACUAUGGGCAGUCCUCUUAUGCGUGGCGAUCAGCAGAUCAAAACAAAGAACCACAAACAUCAGAAAUGGAGACUGCAGCGUCGUCGACAGUGGAUGAAAGAGUUGAAAACUCAGAUGAGGAAUUCAGUUCUGCUGAAUGCUUCUCUGAUGAAGAUUAUGUCUUUGACAAUGAACCAAGCAAUGAUGACAGUUUUACCGAAAACGAUGACCAGGAUCAGGAAUUUGGAGAAAAUGCAGAUGACUCGAAGGCCGGUUCUUCCAAAGGGCCAAACGAUAUGUCGGACUCCGAUGAGUCUGACUAUGAUGGAAAGUCUAAAGACACUUCCUUCACUAACAGAAAUUACUGUUACGUUUGUGGGAAACCUCAAACUAAAAUUUCUCGUCACCUUUUCACGCAUAGAAAGGAAGAACCUGAAAUUGCUGAAGUGUACGCAAUGCGCAGGAACAGCAAGGAACGCAAAAAGCGUCUCGAGAUGUUGCGAAACAAAGGAAACUACAAACACAACCAAGGAGUCUUGAAGGCUCGCAGAGGAAAACUGAAAGUGGAAAGAAAAUCAGUGAUGUCCACACUUAAAACAUUCGCAACUUGUGUAUAUUGUAAACGCAUGUAUCAUCGUAAAGUGGUGUGGCAUCAUAUGCAAAAGUGUCCCUCAAUGGCAUCCAAUAAACUUCCAGAAGGCUUUCAGAGUCAAAUCUUAACUUUGGUUGCUGCCACUGGACUAACGGACCCUGAACAGAUCUCAACAGGUGUGAAGAAGAUGUUGAAAAAAAUGAAGAAAGACGAUAUUUCCUCUGUAGUUUGCGAAGAUUCUUACAUAUUACAACUGGCACAAUGUUGCUACCACAUGAGAGAGAAGAAACAGAAUCAGGGAUACGUCACUCAGAAGCUGAGGCAAAUGGCACGGAUCCUGAUGACGUUAAGAAAGAAGUCAAUAAACAGCUUCGAAGAUGCAGUCAAGCCCCAAAACUUCAGCGCCGUUGUAGAAGCUGUUGGGGAGAUUGCGGGCAUCAAAGAGGGGUCGAAGUCGUUUGACAAACCAUCUCUCGUUUGGAAGCUUGGAAAUUCGCUGAAGAAGAUCGCUGACAUUAAAUACGCCAGGGCUUUGAAGGAUGGUGAUGAAGAGGUGUUAGAGGAAGCUGAGGCAUUUAUUAAGCUGUGUACGAAAGAAUGGCCCUCCCAUGCAAAAUCACAACCAAAAACACCCUGCCAGCCAACCUUACAGUUUACACAAGAUGUGAUGCUGCUCUACAAGUGCCUGAACAGGACAACAGCUUCUGCAGUCCAGAGCCUGAUGAUGUAUGCAGUAACACCGGUCUACAAUGCGCUUCUUAAAGUGGUACUUGCAUUCGUGUCCUUCUUAAACAAAAAUAUUCAGGACGUUUCAAGGAUGACACUCCAGUCAUUCAAGGAAAGGGCUUCCACAGAGCUUCAGGAAGAUGCUGCUGGUUCACAGAACCAGUUGGAGCAAAUUCUGUCCAAGCACCAAGUCACGAUCAGUGUUGGUAACUCAAAUGGAAAAAAAUUUGCUCUUACUUUGAGCCCUGAUAUGCUUUCUGCGCUAACAGUGCUUGUGGACAAGAGGGACACAUGUGGAGUAGGUAAGGACAAUCCCUUCUUAUUUGGGAAACCUGGUGGCAAAGGGUCAGACUUUCACAAGGGGCACGCAUGUAUCAGGAUGUUCGUUAAUCGCUGUGGUGCAAAGAACCAGGAAGCUCUCAGGUCUCAGUGUUUUCGUAAGUACAUAGUAAGAAUUUUCCAGAUUCUCAGCCUUAAAAAUGACGAACUCGCUCAGCUGGCUAAGCUGUUGGGCCGUGACAUUCAGACAGACUGGGAGUAUUAUCAGAUGCCCGACGCAGCUGCUGAUGUCGCAAAAAUCUCAGAGCUGCUGUCGGCACUGGAGAAUGGAUCUCUUGAACGAUUCGAAGGAAAGACUCUUGAGGAAAUUGAGAUUCCAGAUGAAUUGCAGCCAGUCGUGGAGCCUGUCACCCCCAGAAACAGCGAUGCUGAGGAAGAUGAUGAAGGUAAAAAAAGCAAAAGAAAGCAAAGCCAAAGAAAGAAAAAGAAGAAGGAGACUGAAAAAGAGCAGCCGGAGCCAAAUGAAAAUGAAGCCGUGAACACAGAGAAAGAAGACAAGGCAGAGGACAUGCCAGUGAAGGGUGACAUCAGCAAACCUGUGGAGAAGAAAUCUUUUAACACAGCCCUUGAGCCAAGUAUUUAUUUCAGUGACGAUGAUGAGGACAUGAAUGUGAAUUUUGACAUCGACAUAGACACUGAUGACGACGAUGAUAGAAAUGAGGAGAUUGCUGCAGAUGGUUGCUCAAACAGCUCAGGUGCAAAGCCCAAGGUAACGGAUGAAGAUACAACAACAGAAGUCAAGAAGAGCAACAAGGAUGGUGACGGAAAGCAGAAAAAUACGUCUCCAGACGAGCACAGUGCUGAUGAAGAACUCGCAGAGGCAAUGGAUAUCGACACAGAGAACCAUGUGGAGGAGGACUAUGAUGAAGAUGAUGACUGGAUGGAUGUGGACAGUAAUGCUUCUGCUCCCACUUUAAAUAAAGUCACAGAAAAGAAGACCAACCUAUCAGUGGCCAUGACUCUGAUGAAAGAAGUGAAGAUAGUUAUCCCAAAACUAAACAUCGAGAAGGUGCAGCGUCCCAUUCACAUUUCCCAGUUGUCAUCUUUGAGUAACAAGCAGCCAGUGGAAGAUAAACCUGUCCAUGAUGACAAGACGCAGAGUGCAAAACCUUCCCCACUUACAGAGGUCACAAACAAACCCAGCUCUGCAAAGGCAGUGCACAUGAACUGCUCCCGCUGCAAAAAGAGCAUGACGAAGGGACACACUGCUUACCAGAAGAAGGGCUUCUCAGACAUCUUCUGCUCCAAAAACUGUCUGUUUGAGAUGUUUUCUUACAACAAACCGGCCACCAAGACCUGUCACCAGUGUCAUAAGGCGAUAUCGCAGCCUCUGGACCUCAUCAUGGCUGCUGUGGACACUAAAGGAACUAUGAAGGACUUCUGCAGCCCAGCCUGCUUGAGCUCUUUCAAGUCUGCAUCCACCCAAACACGAAAAUCAGUCUGCAACAUAUGCAAAAAAGUCUGCAGUACCAAAUGUGAGCUGACCCUGAACGAGGCCGUCAUCAGGUUUUGCAGCCACGCAUGCUUAGAUGAUUUCUGCAAGAACAACAUGGGUAUCUGUGAGAAUUGCAGCUCUGUGUGCCGCAGCCAACCGCUAAUGCUGAAGCUGGAGGAUGAUACCAAAACAUUCUGCAGUGGUGGUUGUCUGAAGCGGUUCAAAGAGAACUCCAGGAUGCUCCAACGCUGCACCAUGUGCCUCUCUUCACGACCUGUCUCGGACAUGGUCAACUUGAAAAACGAUGAGAACGUGGUGCAGCUCUUCUGCGGCCGCUUUUGUGUGAAAUCUUACAAGCUGCGACCGACAGAUGAGAUGGAUCAAGUGAAGAGAAAAACCGAUAACCAAUCAAAAGAGACGAACACUGAGGAUGUGAGGAUGUGUUCGCCCUCCUGCGAAAACGAUGCCUCUCCUGCUGCUGUCGAACCAAACGACACAGUGUUGCUCAUUGCCGACGCGUGCACGCUCUGUUUCCACUGCAAAAAGAAUUUGUUGGAAGGAGAGACACUUUACAAGCCAAAAGACACAGAGGAGUUUUUUUGCUCCAUGGCCUGCUUACAUGAAAAGCAUCGCGAGAUCAAAAUACCCAUCAAAAAGUGCCACAACUGCUUUCAGGUGAUUGCACGGCCUCAAAACAUCAUCCUGGCUCCGGUGGAUGAUUCAGGAACUAUGAAGGAGUUGUGCAGCAAUACAUGUCUCUCCUCUGUCACAUCCAAAAUGAAAAAGGCUGCUACUAAGCCUCCAUCAAAACAGGGACCUAGUUCACUGUGCAGGAUGUGUGCCAGAUGUUGUUAUUGCAAAUUCACGGUGAUCCUGAAUGGCGUGGUCCACAGACUUUGCAGUGACUCCUGCUUCAUGAGCUACCGCAAAGUCAACAACCUGCGCUUGUCUCUCUGCAACAUGUGUGACGCCGUCUGCUACAACAAAUGUCUCAUGGUGAAGAUGGAGGACGGCAGUAAAGCCCUCUGCAGUGAUGAAUGUCUGGUCAAGUUUAAAGAGAAAGUUGACACUCGUCAGCUCUGCCCCAUGUGCCAGACGUCCCAUCAGCUGUCAGACAUGAUUGAAAAUAAAAACGACGAGGGCAGGCUGGAGUUCUUCUGCAGCAACAGGUGUAUGAUGGUGUACGAGGCCCAGACCUUCACUGUGACGGAAAAGAAAAGCUCUUUAUCUGAAGUUUGUGAGGUUAAAGACGUGAAGCCAUCUGUAAUACACCUCGACUGCAUCAAAACAGAGCCCAUCGAUGAGGGGUACAACCAGAGUCUCACAGCCUCAGUUUCUCAUCAGGACGUCAAGAAGGAGCCAAAUGUAGUAAAAGAGGACUUAAAGAUUGGGUCGGUUUUCUCCUUGACCGAUGAAUCCAAACCUGCAGAGCCCUCACUCAUCAACACGGAUGUGCCUGCAUCGUGCUCCACCUGCAAACAGGCCCUGAUGGAUGGAGAGACAAUUUACCAGAGGAAAAACCACACCGGUGUAUUCUGCUCCACUUCCUGCCUUCUGAAGUUUUACCAAAAGAUACCAGUUAGGAGGACGUGCCACUUCUGUCUUCAAGUGAUAACACAGCCUCGGGACAUCCUCCAGGCCCCGGUGGAUAACGAGGGGACAAAUAAAGAUUUCUGCAGCCAGACCUGCCUGUCCUCCUUCAACUACAAGAAACAAGUGUCCACCAAAAUACCCGUGGCUCCCGUCUCAUCACACUCACAAUGUAGCAUGUGCAGCAGAUAUUGCAUUAGCAAACACGAGAUCACGAAAGAGGGCGUCAUCCACAAGAUCUGCAGUGAGUCGUGUUUUCUGCGGUUCUGCGGCAUGAACAAUAUCACCGUCUGUGCGAACUGCCGCGCACACCGCAAAACACCCCUCACGCUCAAGAUGGAGGAGGGCAGCAACAAACUUUGCAGCGCAGAGUGUCUGGCCCAAUUCAAGCAGAAAAUCCAAACCCCACAGCCGUGCACUAUGUGCCGUAACACUUCUCCGAUAUCAGACAUGGUUGAAAACAAAAACAGUGAAAAUGUUGUGGAGCUCUUCUGCACCAAAGGCUGCGUGUCGGCAUUCAAGAUCCAGGCUGUCAAUUCAUCAGGUGCCUCAUUGAAUUGUGACCACUGUGGUAAGACUGCAGUGCCAACCUGUCACCUUGCCAUGUCAGAUGCCUCCAUCAGAAAUUUCUGCACUCUUAAGUGUGGCAUGGAUUUCAGGGAGAGCCAGAAUCCUGCAGGAGUCCCCGAUAAAAGUCAAAGGGAUUUCCUCCAUCCACCACUGAAGCUGCUAUGUGCCCAGUGUCAAAGCAUCGUAUUAACUACACCCAAAGUCAUCCAGAGAAAGGAAAAAAUAUACUUCGCAUGUAGUGUGGCCUGUUUUCAAGAAUUUAAGAGGGUCAACAGCAUCACGGCUACCUGUGAAUACUGUAAGAAUGAAAGAAUCAUCAAAGACGUCAAGAGAAUCGGCGGCAAAGACUGCUGCUUCUGCAGUGAUGCCUGCAAGACGCUCUUUGCCAAGAGCUAA
This is a messenger RNA of Oreochromis aureus, 8694 nucleotides long. RefSeq lists its product as uncharacterized. The coding region runs from base 133 to 8694 and encodes 2853 amino acids. Gene Ontology annotation, molecular function: protein binding; zinc ion binding. The transcript is spliced from 35 exons. NCBI's taxonomy places the organism in Eukaryota, Metazoa, Chordata, Actinopteri, Cichliformes, Cichlidae. The record is from RefSeq and is a predicted model, not a curated record.